CGCCACCGCUGGCCCAGCCGGACCGCACCACGCGAGGCGCCAGAUAGGGGGGCACGGGCGCGACCAUCCGCGCUGCGGCGCCGGCGACUCAGCGCUGCCUCAGUCUGCGGUGGGCAGCGGAGGAGUCGUGUCGUGCCUGAGAGCGCAGCUGUGCUCCUGGGCACCGCGCAGUCCGUCCCCGCGGCUCCUGGCCAGACCACCCCUAGGACCCCCUGCCCCAAGCCGCAGCCAUGAACUACCUGCGGCGCCGCCUGUCGGACAGCAACUUUAUGGCCAAUCUGCCGAAUGGGUACAUGACAGACCUGCAGCGUCCGCAGCCGCCCCCGCCGCCGCCCGGUGCCCACAGCCCCGGAGCCACGCCCGGUUCCGGGACCGCCGCUGCCGAGAGGUCCUCCGGGGUCGCCCCCGCGGCCUCCCCGGCUGCCCCUAGCCCCGGGUCCUCGGGGGGCGGUGGCUUCUUCUCGUCGCUGUCCAACGCGGUCAAGCAGACCACGGCGGCAGCGGCUGCCACCUUCAGCGAGCAGGUGGGCGGCGGCUCUGGGGGCGCAGGCCGCGGGGGCGCCGCCUCCAGGGUGCUGCUGGUCAUCGAUGAGCCGCACACCGACUGGGCAAAAUACUUCAAAGGGAAAAAGAUCCAUGGAGAAAUUGACAUUAAAGUAGAACAGGCCGAAUUCUCUGAUCUCAACCUUGUGGCCCAUGCCAAUGGUGGAUUCUCUGUGGACAUGGAAGUUCUUCGAAACGGGGUGAAGGUCGUGCGGUCUCUGAAGCCGGAUUUUGUGCUGAUCCGCCAGCACGCCUUCAGCAUGGCACGCAACGGAGACUACCGCAGUUUGGUCAUUGGGCUGCAAUAUGCUGGAAUCCCCAGUGUUAAUUCCUUGCAUUCUGUCUACAACUUCUGUGACAAGCCCUGGGUGUUUGCCCAGAUGGUUCGACUGCACAAGAAACUGGGGACAGAAGAAUUCCCUCUAAUUGAUCAGACCUUCUACCCCAAUCACAAAGAAAUGCUCAGCAGCACGACAUACCCUGUGGUUGUGAAGAUGGGGCAUGCCCACUCUGGGAUGGGCAAGGUCAAGGUUGACAACCAGCAUGACUUCCAGGACAUCGCAAGUGUCGUGGCACUGACCAAGACAUAUGCCACUGCUGAGCCCUUCAUCGAUGCCAAAUACGAUGUGCGUGUCCAGAAGAUUGGGCAGAACUACAAGGCCUACAUGAGGACGUCAGUGUCAGGGAACUGGAAGACCAACACUGGCUCUGCAAUGCUGGAGCAGAUUGCCAUGUCUGACAGAUACAAGCUGUGGGUGGACACGUGCUCGGAGAUUUUUGGGGGACUGGACAUCUGUGCAGUGGAAGCCCUACAUGGCAAGGACGGAAGGGAUCACAUCAUUGAGGUGGGAUCACCCAGGGGUCAGUGGGGCAGAGAGAGGAACAGGUGUUGGGCAGCAGCAGUGCAGACUGAAGGGCGCCGUGGCACAGAGGUCCUCAGCCAACAGCAAUGCGCUUACAAAUCCCAGUCUCUGACCAAUGCCUUCAACCUUCCAGAGCCAGCCCCGCCCAGGCCCAGCCUUAGCCAGGACGAGGUGAAAGCUGAGACCAUCCGCAGCCUGAGGAAGUCUUUCGCCAGCCUCUUCUCCGACUGA
Messenger RNA from Sapajus apella (tufted capuchin), 1637 nucleotides. It is a transcript of the gene SYN1, whose product is annotated as synapsin I. Gene Ontology annotation, biological process: neurotransmitter secretion. NCBI's taxonomy places the organism in Eukaryota, Metazoa, Chordata, Mammalia, Primates, Cebidae. Bases 231 to 1637 code for a protein of 468 amino acids. The record is from RefSeq and is a predicted model, not a curated record. Gene Ontology annotation, cellular component: synaptic vesicle membrane; synaptic vesicle. The transcript has 10 exons. Gene Ontology annotation, molecular function: ATP binding.